Messenger RNA from Ruditapes philippinarum (Manila clam), 686 nucleotides. RefSeq names its product ceramide synthase 2-like. The transcript is spliced from 8 exons. The record is from RefSeq and is a predicted model, not a curated record. Lineage: Eukaryota; Metazoa; Mollusca; Bivalvia; Venerida; Veneridae. The annotation marks the transcript as partial. Gene Ontology annotation, cellular component: membrane. Gene Ontology annotation, molecular function: sphingosine N-acyltransferase activity; DNA binding. Gene Ontology annotation, biological process: ceramide biosynthetic process.
AUGGGAUAUGAUUUCAGAAUACUUUUACGACCAUUGACAAUCAAACUUGGUAUACAGGAACGUCGUAAACCAGUAUUGGUACCCAACCCGGUUCUAGAAGCUGCGUACAGACGGACAAAAAAGAAGCCAGUUGAUAUUGAGGUAUUAUCAAAGCAAACAGAUUUGAACAGGAGACAGAUUGAGGUUUGGUUUAGAAAUAGAAAGAAAAUAGAUUCUCAUACAACUUUACAAAAAUUCUGUGACAGCGGAUGGCAUUUUCUCUUCUAUGCCGUUUCAUUUACCUAUGGCUAUAGCAUUAUAUUAAAUAAACCAUGGUUCAGUAAAACUAUAGACUGCUGGGUGGGAUGGCCGUUACAGAACGUCACCAACGAUGUAUACUGGUAUUAUAUGAUAGAACUUGCAUUCUACUGGAGCCUGAUAUUUACACUCAUUUAUGACCCAAAGAGAGCAGAUUUUUACCAGAUGUUUAUACAUCACAUUGCCACUAUUGUUUUGAUGAAUUUCUCGUGGAUGGUCAAUUUUGUACGAAUUGGAACACUCGUGCUUAUCGUGCACGAUGUUGCAGACCCAUUACUCGAGCUUACAAAGAUGGUAAAUUAUUUAAAGUGGAAGAGAACAACCGACUGUGUAUUUAUUGUUUUUGUUAUUGCUUGGAUUACAUCGAGGCAUAUCGUAUUCCCCUAUGC